GUAAGCUACUGAAGCGUUCCUCAUUUUUUAAUACUCCAGGAACUAUGUCUACAUCAUUGAAUAGGGUGGUGCUGGUAUUGGGCGGUGCAGGUACCGUUGGAUCCGGAAUAGUUAAAUCUCUUCUGGAAAAAGGUUUCCAGGUUGCAGUGAUUUCAAGAGAUGGUAAUCGACUUGAAAAAUUGAAAAACUUUGUACCUUCUUCCUCUCGGGAGAAUCUGCACACACUGGUUGCAGAUGUAGGUACUGAAGAUGGAGCAGAGGCAGCAAAAAAGGCAGUUCUGAAUAAGGUGGGAACAGUAACGGAUGUAGUCUCCUCUUUGGGAUUCAGCUGGUGGCAGGGCGGACCGUUACACACUCAGACACUGAAAGAACUUCUUCGGGUGCUUGAAACACUCUUAUUGUGCACUUUCACAUCCUGGAAGGCAUUUUUCCCUCUGGUGAAAGACAACCCCAAUGGAUCAUACACCUUCAUAACAGGUGGUGCAGGGGAGCGCCUGCUUAUGCCAGGGACAGGAUUUCUGACUCUAGGAGCAGCAGGAACACUGGCCUUCUGCCAAGUAGUACGGGAAGAAUAUCCUACCAUCCCCUGCAAGCUAACUGAGGUGAAGAUUAAUAUGGGAGUCCGAAUGCCAGAGCACAUGGUUCCAGGCUCUGUGAGCCACCUUGAAGUGGGAGAGGCAGUAGCUUCGGUUGUGGAGAAGAGACUUACAUCCCACAGGGUUCUGUGUGUCAGCUCACCAUCUGAUCUGAAGACUCUGAUUCUGGAAGGCAAACUAUAGGCUUUUUGAGAGGACUGUUUAUGAAGACCAUUAGUGAAGACACUUGUGUCCUGUUCACCUUCCCUAGCCACUGCAUCCUUGCUUCCUUACCACCUAGGACUAUAAUGUUUUCAUAGACAAAGUUACCAGCUCAGCUCUGUAUGUCUCAGUGCUUUAUUCCCAUGCCUGCUUCAGUUCUAGUUGUCUGUUUUGGUUCCUAAAUUGCUGUGCAACUCACAUGAUGCUACUGUUGUCAUCUGCUUAUUAAUUCACCAAACACCUCUUUCAGGAAGAAAUCUUUUAUGACUGUGAGCUGGAGAAGUAGAGAUAUAAUCAUUUGGGAGCAAGAGUCAGUGUGAACUGCACUGGGCACAAAGGAACCUUGUUUGAAAUAAAUUAUAUUGGCUCAUGUAGAACAACAGUGACAAUUAUGAGACAUUAUUAUUGUUACUAUUUGCAUUCCAUACCUCUCAUGUUUUUAAAAAAGGUAGGUUUUUCUUAGUCAUAUUAAAUAAAGCAGGAAGAUGUAUGGAUGUGGGAAGGUAUGGAUUUGAUCUUCCUUCUAUACCAUUCCCAAAUUUUGAACUUAUAAAAUUAUGUUCUACACAGCUGACCUAGCUUGCUAAAAAAAUGUGAAAUAUAUUUACACCUAUUUAGGUUAGGACCUCUGGACAAAGCUUUUACAAUCUGUCCCAUUUCAGUAUUUAUGUAGCUUUGAACGUCCUGAUGCUAUAAGGUCAGCUACUUGCAAAUGGGAUAACCAGCGAGCUUAAACAUUCCCAAUCUAUUGCAAAGGGUCUUUUGUAUUAGUUUAAGCAAAACAAAGUCUUUCAAGCCUCCGUGCAUAUACAAACACCAGUCAGUAUUGGCUUAAUGCUGGUUAGUGCUGCUGCUUCAGAUGAGUGUAUCCCAGACUCCAUUGCAGAACACAGCAGCCAUGUCACAUGCUCUUAGAGCAACAAACCUUCAGCCCAAAUAAGGAAGAAACACUGAUGUUCAUCAUCCAAGUGAUGGAAGAUCCAACUUUCCUACUGUUUACUGCAGUACUUUGCAUCUGUCAUAUGAGCUUAAUAACCAUUAUAUCCUCUAGUAGCAGAAUGUGCACUGUUGGGGUUCCUAUCAGAUAGUUUAACUUCUGCAUGUCCAAACCUCAUAUGGUCGAGACCAUAAGUUCGAAUUUCCACUAGUGCAAGCGUUUCAAUGGAAAUCUCCAUAAUUGGAGGUUUCCAUUUUGUUCCAUGUGGCGCGAUCUCAGAGUUGGUAUAU
This is a messenger RNA of Protopterus annectens (West African lungfish), 2024 nucleotides long. RefSeq lists its product as uncharacterized. The coding region runs from base 45 to 779 and encodes 244 amino acids. The record is from RefSeq and is a predicted model, not a curated record. Gene Ontology annotation, molecular function: 2,4-dienoyl-CoA reductase (NADPH) activity. NCBI's taxonomy places the organism in Eukaryota, Metazoa, Chordata, Ceratodontiformes, Protopteridae. The transcript has 6 exons. Gene Ontology annotation, cellular component: mitochondrion. Gene Ontology annotation, biological process: fatty acid beta-oxidation.